AGCCAGGCAGCUCUGAAAACCAUGUAUCUUUUACAGAUGGGAGUUGGGUCUCUGGCCAAUGUCAUCCUUUUUUUCUACCACAUCUCUUCUAUAUUGUUUGGAUAUAAGAAGAGACCCACAGACAUGAUUCUCACGCACACGGCUGUGGCCAACCUUCUGGUUGUUCUCUCCUCGGGCAUCCCCCAUACAGUGGCAGCUUUCACGUCAAGGAAGCCCCUGUCUAGUCUCGGCUGCAAAUUUGUGUACUAUUUACAGAAGGCGGCUCACAGCACCACCCUGUGCUCCAUCUGUGUCCUGAGUAUCUAUCAGUCCUUCACGCUCACCCCUGUGAGAGGAGGGAGGUCACUGCUCAGGGGAGGAGCCCCCAGGGUCACAGGUUCUUUCUGCUGCGCCUGUUGGGUAUUCAGUGUUUUAAUGUACAUCUAUGUUCCUGUGAAAAUCACUGCUUCACCGAACAGGCACAAUUAUACGGAUAUGCAGGGCAAUUGGUUCUGCUCGUCCUCAAGUGCCAGUGCAGGGAUUGUCAUCCUGUGGUCCACCUCAGAUGCCGUGUUUAUUGGCCUCAUGGUCUGGUCCAGUGUCUCCAUGGUGCUUCUCCUGCACAGACACCACCAGAGGGUGCAGUAUAUUCACACCCGCACUGGGCACCACAGAUACCCCUCGGAGACCAGAGCCGCCCACACCAUCCUGAUGCUGGUGGUCACCUUCGUCAUCAUCUAUGUGGCGACUUCUAUUCUUGAUUUUUAUAUCACUGCCUUUUUUGAUUUUCGACAAUGGUUGAUACAGACCUCUGAUGUCUUGCUUUCCUGUUUUCCCACCAUUUCUCCCUUCCUGCUGCUCCUCAGGGAUCCUAGAACUGCUAGGAUCUGCUCUUGA
Molecule: messenger RNA, 876 nt
Organism: Odocoileus virginianus texanus
Lineage: Eukaryota; Metazoa; Chordata; Mammalia; Artiodactyla; Cervidae
Source: RefSeq, a predicted model, not a curated record